AUGGAGAAUUUCUUACGAUCUAAGGAGUACUAUCCAAUUGUUGAGGACGACAUCGGAAUUCUGGCGGAAGGAGAAACUUUGACGAAUGCUCAAAAGGCUGAGUUGGAAGCGAGAAAGCUGAAAGAUUUGAAAGCAAAGAAUUAUCUCUUUCAGGCUAUCGAUCGUCCCAUCCUAGAAACUAUUCUGUGCAAAGAAACUUCUAAGGAUAUUUGGGAUUCCAUGAAGAAAAAGUAUCAAGGCAUAGCCAGAGUGAAGCGUGCACAGCUUCAAGCCUUGAGAAGAGAUUUCGAGACUUUACAAAUGGAGGAAGGAGAAUUAGUAUUGAGCUACUGUACUAGAACAAUGGAGAUCAACAACAAAAUGCGCUUCCACGGUGAGAAGAUGGACGAUGUAGCCAUUGUGGAGAAGAUUUUGCGCUCUCUGACAUCAAAAUAUAACUAUGUUGAGCAUGCGUUGAAGGCUUCUACUGAUACUUAUUCCACAACAAUAGAGGAAGAGGUAGAGGUAGAGGCCGAGGCUGAGAAAGAGAAAGAGGAAGAGGAGAUCGUGGAGGCAGAGAUUUCAGCAGAAAUUUCAAAGCCAAUACUGAUCAAUCUCAAGGUAGAGGUCGAGACCAUGACAAAUCCAAGGUAG
This is a messenger RNA of Capsicum annuum, 633 nucleotides long. RefSeq lists its product as uncharacterized. The coding region runs from base 1 to 633 and encodes 210 amino acids. The record is from RefSeq and is a predicted model, not a curated record. Lineage: Eukaryota; Viridiplantae; Streptophyta; Magnoliopsida; Solanales; Solanaceae. The transcript is spliced from 2 exons.